Cyprinus carpio (common carp) is the source of this 368-nucleotide messenger RNA. Its product is annotated as cytochrome c oxidase subunit 6A, mitochondrial-like. Gene Ontology annotation, biological process: mitochondrial electron transport, cytochrome c to oxygen. NCBI's taxonomy places the organism in Eukaryota, Metazoa, Chordata, Actinopteri, Cypriniformes, Cyprinidae. Gene Ontology annotation, cellular component: mitochondrial inner membrane. Gene Ontology annotation, molecular function: enzyme regulator activity. The record is from RefSeq and is a predicted model, not a curated record. The transcript has 2 exons. The coding region runs from base 1 to 315 and encodes 104 amino acids.
AUGAAAUUUCCACACGUGUCAAGUAAAAUUUGUUUACUCCACUGUGGUCUCCUUUUGCUGAUACAUGUUCAUGUAGCCAAGACCUGGAAGAUCCUGUCGUUCGUGGUGGCGCUGCCUGGAGUCGCGGUGUGUAUGCUGAACAUGUACCUCAGGGCUCAACAACACCAGCACGAGAGCAGCCGGAGUUUCGUCCCCUACAGCCACCUGCGCAUCCGCAGCAAGCGUUUCCCAUGGGGUGACGGCUCCAAGACGCUCUUCCACAACCCCCACGUCAACGCCCUCCCUGAUGGCUACGAGCAGCAUGAUAAUCAUUGAAAGCUGUCUGGAGCUCUAUCAGAACUCCCCUACAGGGACCAGAAAGCCCUCUG